CUGAUAGAACAUAUGCCCUCCGUUUUCAUGAAGCACACGGGCUCCACACUCCGCCAACCGGCCAAAGCUACCUGGCCAAAUGCUACCUGACCUUUUGGCGCGGGCACGGGCAUCGUUGAGGGCGAUGCAGCCAAUCCAUUAAGCAAUGAGAAUAGUAUUGCUUUAGCACGUCUGCUGUCGGGGGCAUGCCGGGGAACAAAAGGUCGGCCGGAGGGCGCAUCUUCUUGGUUCUGCAAGAUGCCGAUUGAAGAGGUGUUCGCUAGCUGAACGUGGCGCCUUUCUACAUCAAACACACGUUGCAUUGACUCACAAACCUCUGAUAGCCUGCUGCGCGAGCGUUGUUGACUGCAACGUUACACUUGCGAAGACGCCUGCUUGUCCGACGGAGCGCCUCAGCCGCCGCAGCAGGCCGUUUUGCUAUUGCCACACAGUGCAUAAUUAGCCUACAUACCUGGGCAAAGCUGAAAAGCAGUCUUCUGCCAAGCCAACCUAGGAUUAUUCCAAUUAGUGAGCGCGGACCUAGACUUUUGGCUUUUGCUAGGCGUCACGCCGCUUUCUACGCCAACUGAGCAAUCGAUACUGCUUCAACCAGUCAAGUUUGCUCGCGGCCCGAACGCCUGCUCGACGGCGCAAUGCUCAGUUGACACAGCCAGCUACAGACCCAGCGGCGUCCCUGGCGGAUUUGCGUUAUUGUAGAAAACAUGGGUAACUGCAUAUCCCCUGUUAGCGCGCCUCUCUUUGAUGCCAUCAGCGACGGCAAAUGCGAGGAGGCGGUGGCGGCCCUGACUGAGUGCCCCGCGCUCGCGGCCAAGCGCGCGUUCCCCGGCAAGCGUACGCUGUACCACGUGUGCGCAGAGCAGGGCAGUUUAGAUGUGCUGCGCCGGUUAUGUGAGCACAUAUGGAAGACAGUACCGGACAACCACGGUUCUGUCUCAGACAGGCUGGCGUCUGCAGGCCCGGCCUUCCACCCCGCCAUCCAGGAAGUGGUGAAUCGCACGGACGAGUCGGGGCUGACGCCACUGAUGCUGGCGUGCAGCGAAGGCCACCCGCGCGUGGUCGAGUACCUGCUGUCUCAGGGCGCGGACGCGUGGGCGUGCGACCGGCUGAUGGGCCGCGCCGCGCUGCACUUUGCGGCGCGGGCCGACCACGGCGACUGCAUCGACGCACUGCUGUCCAGCCCCUACGUGCAGCUGGUGGGCAAGGCGCGCGGCCGCACCGAGUGCAAGCUGGUUGACUUCCCCUCGCACUGCGGCCUCACGCCGCUGCACUACGCCGGUGUGUGCGUGUCGUCACUGGACGCCGCGUCCGCCCUGCUGCGUCACGGCGCCGACCCCAACGCGCGCUGCUGGCAGGAGGGCAUCGACAACCUGCUGCAGAUGGAGCCGGGCUCCACGCCGCUGCACUCGGCCGCGAGGAACCACAACCUGCCCUUCGCCAUGCUGCUGCUCAAGUACUGGAACACGAACCUGCGGCACCUGGAGACCACCGACCCGAGGGUGGUCGGUAACCGCUCCGGCGUGCGCGCCUACGAGUUGCCGGGCGCGCGCGCCAGCAAAUCACUGCACCGCGUGCUGGACCCGGCGACGCCCAUCUCCGCCAUCUCGGACCCGUUCGGCGAGGGGGACGUCGCAGCAGGCGCCGCCGCCUCCGCCGCCAUCAAGGCGUCGGUUGACGGCGCCACGCUGCGGGUGGCACCGCACGUGGCCGCGCCACUCUCCAUGCGCAAGCAGCUGCUGCAGCAGCGGCGCGGGCAUCCGGGAAACGCGGGCGAGGCGCGGCCGAGCUCGGGUGACUCGGCCGCGUCUGGCGGGAGCAGGAGCAGCAGCGCCAGCGCGGGUGCCAAGCCGGGCAGCGCCGGCCACACCACGUCAAGCGGGCCGGGCUCCGCCGGAGCCAACCAGUCAGCCAAGGCCCCGGCAGCCAAGGCCCCCGCGCCUGCUGCCAGGCAGGGCCCAGCGGCAGUCGGCUCCACGCCCUCGUUCAAGGUGCCGUCGCUGCCGGACUGGCACGCCGGCACCGCCAAGGCACCCGAGCAGGCUGGCGCGGCUGGCGACGAGCAGGACAAUCAACAACAGCUCACAAUGCCGCCGGGCUGGGAGGACCUGUUGCCGCAGCAGGGCCAGGCCGCCACUGCCGUUGCAGGGGCUGCCGCCAACGCCGCACAUCCCAACGGGCCGGCUGGCCGGCGCCCCGAUUUCAUCAGCGUGUACCGCAGUGAAGAGCUGGACCACAGCGACGGCGGUGACCAGCAGCGCCUGGCGCGCACCACGGCUAAGCCGGGCUUGGGGCAGGAGGCGAGCUCGUCUCUGCGCGGGACGCCAUCUAAGAUGGCACUGGCGCCGCCCAACCCGGGCGCACUGCACAGCCCCACCGGCAACAGCAAGGGCGCCCGCGCGGCGCUGAGCCCGGCCCCGUCUCUGAAGAAGCUGGGAAGCAGCAAGCGCAUCAGCCCCUUCUCACCCGGCAGCAUCUUCCCGGAGGCGCCCCAGCAGCAUCAGUUGCAGAAACCGCCGCCGCUCCAGGCACAGUCGUCGGGGCUGCUGCGCCACGGGUCGCUCCCGACGCAGGCCGGUGCCGACCCCUCGGGCCUGAUGUUGACCGCACCGGAGCGGACGACCCCGACCCGUCACAGCCACUGCGGCGGUCCUCAAGCACACGGCGAGUCUGCUGCUGCGCCCAGCGGGCGCUGCCCCGCUUCCCCUGCCCGCGCCGCCGGUGCUCGCAUGAGCGACUCCGGCAAGCCGGGGCGCCAGAGCGGCCCGCUGCCGCGCCCCAGCAACCCGCACUGCAGCACCCGCAACAGCGACGACGCCGGGACGUUUGCUUUCAGCAACAUCAGCAACAGCACCGGCGGCGGGAGCAGCGCGGGCGCCGGCACCGCUGAUAGCAGCCGCGUGCCCUCGCCCGACCUCGAGCUCAUUCCACCGCCCAGCGCGGGGGAGACUGCGGCCUUCAGCAGCCCCGGCGGAGCCGCCGCCGCCAACUGCCGCACCUCGUCCGCGACGUCUAGCUACUCCGGCUCCUCUCCGCGGGCCGGCUCUGGGUCCGAUGCCCGGCGGCGCUCGAUGCACAUGCCGCCGCCGGCCCUGACGCUGUCACCGAGCGGCAAGGCCAGCGGCGACAUCCGCGCUAGCUACCCUGCUCCGGGUUCGGCCUCGCCCUCCGCGCUGGGCAAGAAGCUUGCGAAGAAUCUGUCCCGCAAGCUGUCUUAUGCGGCGGAGGCGGUGGUGAACAGCAUCAAGGCGGAGGAGCCCGGCGCCUGCGGCUGGCAGGUGGGCCGCGUCAGCGGCCAUGGCGGCCCGGGCGCAGCCUCGCCAGGUCUGCGGACCAGCUACAAUGGCGGCGGCAGCAUGGGCCUCCGUGCCAGCGCGUUGGCCUCGCCUUCCAAAUCGGUGCUCACUGCCUGGUCCGAGGCGCCCUUGGCGGCCGACGUGAGUGCCGGCGGCAGCAGUAACGCCGCACCCACCUCGGGCUUUGGCCGGUCGGAUUCGCUCAACCGCGCCGCCGCGACGGCGCUGUUCGCCGCCCCCGCCAGGAUGCAGUCGCGGUUGGAAACCGUGCCUGACUUCACGCGCGACAGCCACGCCGAGGACGCGGUGCCGGUGCCGAUUACCAUGUUUCCGCACCGGCACGAGGACCUGCAGCCCAUCGCGCGCGGCGACGCGGCCUUCGGCCGCGUCAGCACCAGCUACAGCGGCCAGGGGAGCGGGCCCGCCGCGCCGCCGCCGGCCAGCUUCGCCCGUAGCAGCAGCCAGAGCCGUGUUGCCAUGAGCAGCGUGAGGGCGCCGGCGGCGCCGCUGGAGCGCGAGCAGCUGCUCGUGCCCGCCGAUGACGCGGACGCCGCGGGCGGCGGCCUGGCGAAGCGCACCAGCCAUGCCGCACUCCGCCUGGCGCCGCCCUCCCCGGCGCCGCCGCCAGCAACAUCCCGCGGCGCGCGGCUUCGCGGGGCUAGUGACUUUGGUGGUGGCGGCAACGGACCCGCUGCUGCGCUGUCGCCCUCUCGCAAACCGUUGGUCAGCCCCGUGUGGUGAUCGGCAUUUGUGGUGUAUUAUUGGCACGUUUGCGCUGUCAAGCUAUACUUAUUAACGGGCUGGGUGUCAGCGGGUGGCAAACCUAGCGUGGUGAGUCAGGGCCCCAGAAAGGGAUGAAUCCUUUGUACUCGCAGUAAUGUGUGGGUGGCGUACCGUAUGGUCAGUAUUUUGUGGGGGCUCCAUGCGUACCUGCAUUUUCCAUUUGGAAACCCUUCUUCAAGACCAUCAACAAGCGCGUUACUCGAAGCAGCAUUGAAAGUAGGGGCGCUCUCACGUCGUGUGUACCUGUAUGCCCAUGUGCACGGGUAAAAGCGAGAGACCCCACGUAUCCCCGUUGAUCACUUCACAAGCAGACCAGAGCAUACAGAGACGCCAACAUGGGAGCUGAUGCCAAUAGGCUGUGUGUUUCCGUUGAUGUGUUGUUACGGGGAGGCAAAUGCCCCUCUCAUUGUAGUGCAACAAAGCGUGGCAUGUGUGGCGUGGCGUGAGGCAUGUGCACGCCUGGCAUGCGCGUCGUUCCGGCCUCGAGCUGACAUUGUGGAGAACAAAUUGAAACGCACAUGGAGCAUGCAAACUCCUGACAGGUGCAUGCCGGUCACACAGAGUGUUUUGGUCGUGUGGCUCUGGUGCGGCUGUGGCAUCGACGUGAUGCGGGUUGGGGCGCGCGUGCGAUGCGACAAGGAGGUGUGACAUUGAUGGCUUCUGGCUACACAGGUACUACGGACACUUAAAUGCGACCACUACCUUUAAUUGUUUGGGUUGCGAGAUGCGCUAGUGCACAGUUGCGGGCUUCCCGGCUACUUUGAGAACCUAGAAUGAGGCUGACCAAGCCCUACCACACCUGUGUGCGCUUCGAGGUUAUACACUGCGAUGACCUGUGGCUGGACCUCAACUGUGUUUUGUGAUCACCUCUUCAUCCGAGUGCUGUUGAAGAUUUCCCGGAGGCCGGGGUUCAGCUAGGACACGCAGGGGUUAGCAGAGCUUAGCAUAAGCGUGGAUUGACGCUCUGCAAUGAGAUUAGCGCCACCGGACGCAAGGGCCGCGCGCCCACGCCUAUAUCCCCUCGUCGGUGUGGGAGUGCUCGGCAACUGGUGGCGAUGGGCAGGGCCAUACAUUCUGAUGUGACAGUGUGAUGGUGGCGCCUUGGGUUGUGUCGCAGCAUUGCGGAGUUCCCCGGCACGCGCCAGAGACUGAACACCGCAGGGAACCACGUGGCUCAUGCCGGCAUAACAUUGCGCAGGAGGUGCGAGUUCAGAUUGUUGGUAUGUGCAUCAAACAAGAGGCCGUGAGAGGUGAGUGUAGGACUGAUGUCAGACCAUGAUUAGCACUGAGCGGGCCUUGUGCCCCGCAGCGUCCCUAACAAAGGAUGUCCCUUCCUGGUCUGUGACGGUUUGAAGGCGUAAAGCAGCCGCACACUGCUGACUGACUGGCGAGUUGACUGAUGUGCUAUUGCAUGCAUACAAAUAAACUUACGUAGCAGACUGCUCACGCAGAUUACAGACGUCACAACGCAGACGGUGUGUAACUGGGUUGCGUC
Chlamydomonas reinhardtii is the source of this 5568-nucleotide messenger RNA. RefSeq lists its product as uncharacterized. The record is from RefSeq and is a predicted model, not a curated record. Lineage: Eukaryota; Viridiplantae; Chlorophyta; Chlorophyceae; Chlamydomonadales; Chlamydomonadaceae. Bases 702 to 4031 code for a protein of 1109 amino acids. Gene Ontology annotation, molecular function: protein binding. The transcript is spliced from 7 exons.